Messenger RNA from Lepus europaeus (European hare), 1100 nucleotides. It is a transcript of the gene SSR2, whose product is annotated as signal sequence receptor subunit 2. Gene Ontology annotation, cellular component: membrane; endoplasmic reticulum. The coding region runs from base 62 to 634 and encodes 190 amino acids. Lineage: Eukaryota; Metazoa; Chordata; Mammalia; Lagomorpha; Leporidae. The transcript has 6 exons. The record is from RefSeq and is a predicted model, not a curated record.
AGAGCUUAUAUCCGGUCUUUCGGGUGCUGACGCUCUCUUCCGGUCUAGGUGGCCCCCCAGAAUGGCAUUUGGGAUGCGCAUGAUGAGGCUGCUGGCGUUGGUGGUGUUGGCCCUCUUUGCUGUCACUCAAGCAGAGGAGGGAGCCAGGCUCCUGGCCUCCAAGUCGCUGCUGAACAGAUACGCGGUGGAGGGGCGAGACCUGACCUUACAGUACAACAUCUACAACGUGGGCUCAAGUGCUGCGUUAGAGGUGGAAUUAUCCGAUGACUCCUUCCCUCCAGAAGAUUUCGGCAUCGUCUCUGGGAUGCUCAGUGUCAAAUGGGACCGGAUUGCCCCGGCUAGCAACGUCUCCCACACCGUGGUCCUGCGGCCUCUCAAGGCUGGGUACUUCAACUUCACCUCCGCGACCAUCACCUACCUGGCCCAGGAGGAUGGGCCUGUUGUGAUUGGUUCUACCAGUGCACCUGGACAGGGAGGCAUCCUGGCUCAGCGGGAGUUUGAUAGGAGAUUCUCCCCCCAUUUUCUGGACUGGGCAGCCUUCGGGGUCAUGACCCUGCCCUCCAUCGGCAUCCCCCUGCUGCUCUGGUACUCCAGCAAGAGGAAAUACGACACCCCCAAAACCAAGAAGAACUGAGUGGGGCUCCCACGGCCCUCUUUGAAGAAAUCCAGGUGCUUUCCAGACUCCAAAGGAGACCUCAGACGCAGUGUCCUCUCCCUUAGCCACUGGCCACCUCCUCUUGGAUCCCGCCCUGCUCGCAGCCAGAGCGAAGGGCUGGGCCGAGGAGUCUGGGGGGCAUCCUGGGGUCCGUCGUGAAGCCAUACAAACAGGAAUGCCUUUGGCAACAGCCUGGAGCCCAGUGGCGCUCUGGGGCCCUCCCAAGGUGCUGUCGGUGUAUUGCUGGCAAUGCGAACUCUUGGGUUCAGCAGGGGCACCUCAGAGACCACCUGACACCACCCCCCCAUCACCUACUCUCCCCCCUCAGAAGAGGGUGGGAGAGGAAAUGGAAGCUGUGGGACUCUGGGAGGCGACCCAGUGUCUGUCCAGGGUCAGGCAAGCGCUUACCAAGUGGGGUUUUCUAAUAAAAGCAAAUGCCACACUG